Molecule: messenger RNA, 6438 nt
Organism: Toxoplasma gondii ME49
Lineage: Eukaryota; Apicomplexa; Conoidasida; Eucoccidiorida; Sarcocystidae
Product: transcription factor s-ii (tfiis), central domain-containing protein
Exons: 1
Coding region: 1036-4977 (1313 amino acids)
Biological process (GO): DNA-templated transcription
Source: RefSeq, a predicted model, not a curated record
UGCUGGUUUUGCUUUGCCUUUACCGAAGAGCCACGGUGCGAAUACGGAUGGCAUUUGCCUGUGGCGCAAGAACCUCUUGUAGUCACUGGCGGUGGUCGCACAUGCGAACAGGGGAGACGCGAGCACUACGUCUGGCAAUACUGGAAGAACGGUGCCGUUGACAUUCGUCAUAGUCGGCGUUCUCUUGUUUCCUGGAACCUCUGCAAAAGGCAUUCACCCCUCAGGGGAAGUGGAUCAUGCCAGCGUUUCUCUGGCUCUGAGAAACCAAUCUUCGUGAACAGCAAUUUCAUCUUGUGAACCUGCGACAAAGCAGUCGCACACGCCCAAAACUUGAGGCCCAACGGUUUUCUGAACGAUAGUGAUAUCGACAUUGUCGAAGAGGGACUUUCAAUUGUCGAUGCAACCAUCCACGCGUGAAACCGAGUCGAACUGUGUGAUGACAACACAUUGCUGCGUACUUUUUCAUGGGGAAGGCUUUCACCGGAUUUUCUGUGCUCCACACACCGAAUCAAUAGGGUGCGUGGAGCGGUUUGCAGAAGGAAGCAAUCUAGCGUCUCUUCUUGGCAAUGAUAUCGAGAGGAACAGGGGGGGACGACGACGUCGAGGAACAGUUAGAGAAAUUCUCCGACGAAUUACUUCUUGCCAGUGUCCGAACUAAGCGUUCGACGGUUGGCUCCUAUUGGUCUGCAGGCGCCUCUGGUAGCAACCUUGGAAGUAGGUUUCACUCUUGCCAUGUCUGGCGGACAUAUACAUGAAGUACUCGAGUGCUUUUGAGAACGCCCUUUUGGCACAGCACUGGCAAGCUCUCCGCCACCGCGCCUGAGCCACCCAGAAGCGCUCUUCUGUCUGAUGGUCUUCAGGUUGCCACUUUGCUUCGUUUACCAGUUUCACCGGCCCGGUGGGCGUUCUUUUUGAAGAACUUGUGACUCCUCUUGCGGAGUGUGUGGCCCGCUACCAGGAGGUACCGAUGGUCUUCCGGGUGCCGUACUUCCUCUCUCAGCAGCAGCUGACAGACUGUUUCCACCCUCUGUACAGAUGGUAGACCCAGAACUCAUGGAUAAUGCAGAAUCUGGGGCGGUCGACGUAGAAGACCUCAGUGCACCUUCUUUGGAUCCCCCACCGUCUCCGUCGUCGCCGCCUUCCCCGCGGGAGCUGGCUCGUCUCGAGCCGAGUGAGAGCCCUCAGACGCCUCCAGUUUGUCUGUUUCAACUGGCAGGCGAGACCUUCUAUUUGCAUGACUGGGUUCGCUUGAAGAGCUCCGGCGAACGCGACUGGGUUGCCCAGAUUGUCGCCUACUUUCCCGGCUCCGAUUCGGAGAAGUCUGGUGGCGUCGAGGAUGCCGACGGCGGUUCCGGUGGUCGCAUCCUUUGUCGAUGGGGCUGGGAUCCGCGCGACCUCAGGCGGGAGGCGUGCCCGGCGUUGCCUCUUCAGUCAUACAGCCGCUUCGAGGUGAUCCCAGCCAUAAAUUUUUGUGACGAAAACCCGAUUCAGAGCAUCAAGGCGAAGGUCCGAGUCGAAAAGUAUGAAAAGUGGAAGCGCCGAGCCGCUUUUCCGCCGCUAGUCAGGUGUACAGCUGACGACGAGGAAGAUGUAGAUAAGGACAAGUCUGGACAGUCUGGCAACGCGGCUCAGCGGGACUCCGACCCCGGACAGACCUGCAUGCCUUCCGUCCUGUUCUAUCGCCAUAGCCACGAAAUCGAGACGGGUUUCCAUCCUUCUCUCGUGGCGGAUGUCUUCCGCUUUAAACGCAUCAGUCGGUCUGCGACCGCCCGCGGCGGCUCGCUGUCUGCGGAUCUGGCUGUAGCAGGGUCGCCGUCAAGCGGCACUAAAAGCGAGCACGGUGGUGACGAGAUCGCUCAGGCCAUUGAUCUUGGCUCCGAGGGAGAAGGGCCUGCGGCCAAGGGUGGAUUCUCGGAUGCACGCUCCGGAGACUUCGCAGCGCCGACGUAUCGUAGGUAUCCGUCUCUGCGAAACCCGGAUGUUCGCCACUUCUUCUGUUGCAACUGCCGGAGCACCUUUGCCCCGCCAGACGACGUCGCCCCGCCUGUUUGGCCCGAUCCGGAGGAAGUUUCUCAGGCGGAAGGUGGAAGAUACUUACUGGACGCUGGGAUUUCUGCUUCGUACCAUCCUGCGGUGCUUCCCCCAGAAGGCCCUGGCAGUGCAGCAGGGCCCCAUAGCGCUGGCGAGGCGACUGGCCCGAGUCGACAGCGAGAGGAAGCGAAGGCGACGCCGCAACCUCCUCAACUAAAACUCCUGUUGCUCGAAGAGUUCCGCAAUUCCACAGGGGACCGGCCGCUCUCCGUCCUCAGUCCGGUCCAGCUCCCCUUCGUGUGGAUGCGGACCCCUGCCGAAGGAGACUUCAUCAUUUUGUGCUGGAAGUGCACAGGGAAGCGGCGCAAAAGGCGCGAAGAGAGUGCGGGGAGAAAGCCGGCAGCUGCAGCGACCUCGGCUUCUCGAGACUCAGGUGUGGUGAACCGCCGGAAGCGCCGUGCCGAAACCGAGGACGAGGCUGGCGAGGGCCCCCCGGCCGGUCACAGUCUCAGGCGGCGCGCAGGCCAGAGAGGCGAAAAACCGGCACGAGAGAACGAGGCUUCGCACGCGUUGUCGCAGCAAACGACGGCGCAGAAAAUCGCUGGAGACUCGAUGGCUUUUGAAGAGACUGGACAACCGAAGGACCGAUCGGAGGUUUCGUACGGCGAGACAGGCGAGAAGAGCCAAGGCGAGGGCAGUGGAAGUGAAAACACAGCGCGAUCUGGUCCGAGACAAGAAGACGCAGAACCAAGCCGGAAAAGGCGAAAGGCAGCGAGUGGAGUCGCCCGUGUGGCCGCCGCCAUGGCUGCUGCGGAAGCAUCAAGCGACGCGGACAUGGACGAGGAUUCCGACGCCGAUUUCGUCGCACACAGUGAAGAGGAUAGCGGCGGGCGCUGUAGUGCAGCUGCAGCAGAGCCACGAGCAAAGCUGAAGCGUUCGUCCCGCGUAGCUGGAGAUGCGGAACCGCCUGAAGCUGCAUCUCCCUCGCGAAAGGCGAGGAAGGAGAGCGCACCAGCAAAUGGAACUUCGAGUUCUAGCGGGCCGGCAGCUCGCAGGAAGUCUUCAGGGACCUCGGCAGCCGCGCCGCUCGGGUCGCGCCGCUCUUCAGCCGGGGGGGGGCUUCUGAGUGGGCCGGGAUCUGGGGCUACUCGCCCCGGAGGGCCUAGCGAUUGGCAGGCAGGGAAUCAAGCUCGCGUUGAUCGACUGACAGAGGCGUUCCGCUUGGGGAUUCGAGAGCUGGAGGAAGAAGCGAAGCAGAGUCUCCCCGGUGAGGCUGGCGCAGACGCCCUUGCUGCCACGAAGGCAUCCGGAGUUUUUGGAACCAAGGGAGCAGAAGGAGCUGCCGCUUCGGCGAAGGCGGAGGGCGGCGAGGUUGCGGAGAGGUUGAUGACUUCACCCGGGAGUGACUCUGGGGCUGGGCGGGGUUCUGGGGGAAGCGGGCCGGAGGGCGAAGGCGGCACAGAACCGUCGAAGACCCUUCCAGAUUUGCUGUUCGCGACGGCCGAAGCAUGCGCGAAGGCUGUGAAUGCGGCGUUCGUUUCCCAGCAUAAAACUCUGGAUUCGCGGAGACAGAAGCAGCGUUUUUUCGAGCUCCUGUCGAAUCUAAAACGCGAGAACAACCAAGAGUUGCGGAAGAAGGUCUUGACGGGGCAGAUCUCUGUUCGCCGCCUCGUGACGCUGGAGUCUGCUGAGCUAGCGCCGUCGUUCGUGCGGAAGGAACGAGAAGAAGAGCGAGAGCGACAUUUCAGGCAGGCUGUCCUUCUGCAUGAAGCGCCGGCGGCCGCGUUAGCUCGGCUGCGAAAGACACACAAAGGAAUCGAGCCGGUCAUCGAGGACCCCGACCUUUUACAGACGUCGCCGCCUGCACGCGGGAUUGCGCCUCCCAUCAUCACAGUCGAGAAGACUGCAGCUGCUGCCAAGGAGAAACGUAUACGGGUGCGAGCGGAAACCGACCUCCGAGGCAGCAGUUCACCCAGCCAGAGCAGCGGCUCCAGUUCGAGCGACUCUGACGAUUCGGCUUCGGCCUCUGACAGCGACGGGAGUGAAAGCGAGGAGACUUCGGGCAGCGAGGAUGGAGAGACUAGCGCAGAGAGCGGCAGCGAGAGUGAGUCUUCGUGUGAGUUGCGGCGAGAGAAACUUGGGGGCGGGGCAAAUGGCGAGUCUGGUCACCUCGCGCAAGCCAGGCGCGAGGCUGCCAGUGGGAAGGAAAGCGGUGGAACCGGGAGCGGAGUUCAGGAGCAGCUCGCUUCGUUGAAGAGACUGUUCUCGCAGGCAACCUCCGGGGAUUUCGGCGCUGACUCCUGUCGGACCCCUGCGGUGGGAGGCGAGCGUGCAUCAGAAGGUGGGAUUCUGAAGCGCGGCGACGGAGACGCGGGAGAGAGAGGCGAAGAAGGAACAGAGAACGACGGCGUGCAGAAAAAUCGGCAGCAGCGCGAGAGACGUGUCGCGUUCUCAGAAGAGACGCACACGGCGGAUGGCCCCACGGGGAAAGGCAUCGUCAGCAAAAGCAAGAAGAGACGCCACACGUUGGCUCGUUUCAGUUCGUCUGCAAGCAGAUCCUGCGCGACGCUUCCGCGGCUCCCUGAGCUCUUGCCAAAUCCUCCGGAGGAAGAUGGUACAGAGAGAGCAGGGAACGGAAGAGAGAAUGGGAGAAAGGGCGAGGCGGCGGCGGCCCGAGCACAUCGGCAAAGCAGCGUUCUCGGUGUCCCUCUCGACUGCAGCUCCCUGAGUCCCGAUGCGUGCAAAGAUCGUGUCCGGCAUCUCCUUGAGCGGGUUCCCCUUGUAGGCAUGCAGCCACCUCCCUCCCGUCCAGGGAACGAAGACGGGGAAGGGCUUCAGACCGCCAGGACGACGCCGCUCCUCGACUACAAAGCUGUCGUGGCGUCGAUGUUCCGUUACCUGAACGUUGCCUUUGAUCGUGUGACGCUUGAUCUUCAGAGGCGAUAGAAGCGAGAGAGCUCUAGAGCCAACAGUGCGUUACCAAGACGCAGAGAGCAGAGAGCCUAGAGGGACACUGGAGGCUCGCAGCGAGCUGGGGAAAGGAGGGCUUGUCGCAUUUCUGUAGACGGGUCCAGAGGUAGUUGGUCAAGAGACGAAGAAAACAGUGGAGCAAACGAAUUCAAGACUGACUCACGGGUUGACUGCUGAAGCCCGCGAUCGAGAAUUUUAUGCCUCACGGCUGUUAUGUUCUCGCUUCUAACACGUUUGCAUCGUUGAUGGUAAACGCAGAAAAUGAAGUCUAUCAGAUGUGAUACAGUCCACAGCAUGAGUUCCUGGAUACCCCGGGCACGCAAAAGUGUAUGGACGCUCACGCAUAUGCAUGCAAAACAGCCAGCGAUCCCUCAAUGAAUCUACUCAGGCGACGGUGGGUCGCUGCGACCAGUCUUUUUGGUGUUGCCUGUUGUGAGGACACUGGCUCCAGCAUCCAUGUUUGUCCCACUUUUGAGAGUUGUGCCGAAUGCCUGGCGGCGCCCACAAGAGAAACGUUUUCACUGUCAAUUCAAGGGAAACAACGUACAGAUUCCUCAGGCUGUUUCUACAGCCGCGUCGUGUUUGUGACAGCUGAGGACCAUUCCGUUUUUCCUCUGAUAAAAUUGGCUUCGGCAGGACCGCAGUUCGAAACAUAACCCACCUUCCUAUGGUUGCCGCGUUCUGAUCGAAGCUAGCACCUUUAAGCUGGUCAGAAGUAUUGUUGUAUUUUUUUUCAAAGCCUGUUAUACCCAGAAAAUAACCCUUUAGAGACUUACGGAUGCAAAGGAUGAGAGACGCGUCUCCCUUAACUAUCCGGGAGCAACAGAGGGAGGCUGCGAGAAAGUGAAAUGGCUAUUUCAAACACCGUCUACGUGAAUGGCCGCGUACGCUUUCGCAGUUCUGUGUCAAAAAAGAGAAGAAGCGGACAUUACACGUCCGUCAUCAGACGACACCGAGUCCCACCCGCUGCUCGAAUCUCAACCUAGAGUCAUGCAGUUUUUAGUUUUUCACUCGUACAUUCGCUGCAUCUGUGUGGUCUACAUGUGCUUUAACAGACGCUUAUCCAUUAUGGGCUGGCCGAAGAUUGUUGAACUUUAUUUCUUCUGCAUCGCGUAUCAUCUGGGCACUGUGUCGCAUCCCGUCUCCAUCGGUAAUGAUGGCUGAGGUGUGGCGCCGGAAAAGAGAGCGUUUUCUAAAUCUCGUUUCAUUUCAGUUUACUUGGCAACGAGCAUAUUCAUCAAGCCGCUCAUUUGUGAAAUUCGAGCCAUCACAUGCGGUGUGGACGCCCGAUCUGUUUCGAGGGGGACUCUGUGGACAAGUGCCCGAGUGUCUGCCUUCUUUAGAGAGCUGUAUCCAAGGUGGCUGCUAUUCGCUUGUGUUUUUCUCCGGACAAACUCAGAUUCUUCUGUGGAUAGCGGUAAUUAACCUGACUACUCA